AUGUGGAAGGGAUGUGCUAAAGCAUCCAUGAGCCAAUACUGUCGUAAAAAACGAUUCUACGCAGGGUACUUGGCAAAAUAUAUGUUUUUAAAAUCAUGUCGAUUACAAAAUGUUGACCCUCUAACAGAAUUUUUUCAGUUGUGUUUCAUAGUAUAUGACCCUGUCGAUGGAGUGAGAGCCGAUAAUGUUGAUGAGUCUGCAGAGUCGGAAACUGGCACCGACUCUGAGAUAGAAUCUGAGGACGAAUCCCAAACAGUUUUUUUUUUAGUUUCAAAAUAA
This is a messenger RNA of Macrosiphum euphorbiae (potato aphid), 279 nucleotides long. NCBI's taxonomy places the organism in Eukaryota, Metazoa, Arthropoda, Insecta, Hemiptera, Aphididae. The record is from the annotation of a GenBank genome assembly.